Messenger RNA from Lates calcarifer (barramundi perch), 1049 nucleotides. RefSeq names its product DnaJ (Hsp40) homolog, subfamily C, member 15 (gene dnajc15). Gene Ontology annotation, biological process: protein import into mitochondrial matrix. The coding region runs from base 51 to 503 and encodes 150 amino acids. The transcript is spliced from 6 exons. NCBI's taxonomy places the organism in Eukaryota, Metazoa, Chordata, Actinopteri, Centropomidae. Gene Ontology annotation, cellular component: PAM complex, Tim23 associated import motor. The record is from RefSeq and is a predicted model, not a curated record. Gene Ontology annotation, molecular function: ATPase activator activity.
ACGUCAGUCUUAUUUUGAAAGGUAUAACCGGAUAAGCUCCGAGAGACAACAUGGCGAACACAGGUGGUAGGAUCAUGGACGGAGGAGACUUGAUGCGAUAUGCUGAAUACACUCCGAAAACUCAAGCAAGGAGCGACGCAGAGAUAGACAGGCGGCUGGGAGGGACUCUGAUUGCGGUCGGUCUUGGUGUGGCUGCUGCAGGUUUUGCAGGCCGCUAUGCAUUCCAGCUGUGGAAGCCUCUUGGACAAGUCUUCUCUGAAACUGUCAAAAAGAUGCCUACAUCAGCUUUCUCAUCAUAUUACAAAGGAGGUUUUGAGCAGAAGAUGUCCAAACGAGAGGCUAGCCUUGUUCUCGGCAUCAGCCCAGUAAGCACUAAGGCCAAGGUACGGGAGGCCCAUCGGAGGAUCAUGGUUCUGAACCAUCCAGACAAAGGUGGGUCACCGUAUCUCGCUGCUAAGAUCAACGAGGCCAAGGACCUUUUGGACAAGGAGACCCGGCGAUGACCUUUUCUGUUAACAAACACUUCCAUCAGACUUCCAUUAUUUAGCACAUCAUCUCAGCUCUGUUGUACUGCUCCAUCAACAUCAGCAUCACAUCUGGACCUCCACCCAGGCUCCUGGAGGAUGACAGAAAAAAAAAUGACCAUCACGACAGUGUCCUCCUUAACCUGGCUAUGUAACUUAUCUUGAACUAUUUGUCAACCUUGAGAACAUAUGGAUAUGUACGUCAACCAAUAUGUAUGUUAAGGUUAUUGAGGACAGAAUGUUGCACAGUUGCCCUCUGGUGGUAACUGCUGCACACUGGAGCCAAAUUGUUUGUUAUGAAUGCACAUGUCAGCGUGUAAAGUAUGGUAUUAUGAUCUAUUUAAUUAGAAUAAUAAAUUCUAAUGUUUAACAGUCACUGAGGAUGUGGUGAAAAUAGUUUUUUUUAUUAAUAAACUCUCUUCUGAAAACUGAUGCAUUUGUAUUAAAAUGAGUGACUAUGGCUAAUUGUGUUGGCAGGUCAACUGAAUUAAGUUCUGGAAAUAAAAAGCAUUUCCCUUUUUGUAA